AUGUUACCAUAUGAAGAGAUCCACAAACUGUAUCGAAAGUCGCCCAAAUUUGAUGAGUUUAUACCGUUAGAAUCGCAGCCUAUAUACGCUACCGUUGCCUUGCUAGCUGCGCUGGCUUUCAUCGGCUUGGCAAUGACUCUGCCUGCGAAGGCUAGUGGUGCGUCUUUUGCCCUGCAAUCUGUGAAAUACACGGCCCUCAGCUUGAUAGGAAGUCUGUUUAUGGGUAUUGCCAUCGUGUUCUUAACAAAUUCGUUUGGCGUUUACGCUUGA
Molecule: messenger RNA, 270 nt
Organism: Lachancea meyersii CBS 8951
Lineage: Eukaryota; Fungi; Ascomycota; Saccharomycetes; Saccharomycetales; Saccharomycetaceae
Source: the annotation of a GenBank genome assembly